AUGCCAUCAGUGCAGAGCCCGUCAGCUGCUGGUGCUCCGGCCACACCCGUCCUCAGCAAGUCGAACGAACAGCGCGCCGCCGCCGAGCAGGAGAUGAACAAGCUGCUAGAUGAGAAGAGCAAGAGCCACCCCAUCGAGCAGUCCAAGGAGAAGCCCGAAAAGCCGGCUGCCAACCCCCGAAUGUUCAUCCCCGCCAUGCCGAACGAGGGCGAUCCGACGAGGACGCAGACCGAGGACGAGGGAACGAAGGCC
Mesorhabditis spiculigera is the source of this 252-nucleotide messenger RNA. NCBI's taxonomy places the organism in Eukaryota, Metazoa, Nematoda, Chromadorea, Rhabditida, Rhabditidae. The record is from the annotation of a GenBank genome assembly.